Messenger RNA from Mytilinidion resinicola, 2892 nucleotides. Its product is annotated as RabGAP/TBC. The transcript is spliced from 4 exons. NCBI's taxonomy places the organism in Eukaryota, Fungi, Ascomycota, Dothideomycetes, Mytilinidiales, Mytilinidiaceae. The record is from RefSeq and is a predicted model, not a curated record. Bases 6 to 2471 code for a protein of 821 amino acids.
CCGACAUGUCCAACGGUGAAGGAGCCAACGGCCAUGCCCGCCAGACCGACGAGAACUCCCUGCCUUCGAAAUCUCCCCUUCUUACACAACACCGACUGUCAGACGCAUCGGAUAUGGACGAAGUCAACCUGGAAGAAGAUCAACACUCGCCACCGCCUACUCUGCCUCCAAAACUACCACCACGGAACCCCUCUGGUCUACAGGGGUUUUCUGGAACAAUGGCCCCUGUAAACUUCCCACCACCGCCUGCUGCCCCCGCCGAAAAACCUCAUACUCUGCCUCCUCCAGCGCCUCCUACCAGAAAAAUCACAAGUCCCUUUUCUUGGCUUUCCCGAGGGAACACGGAGAAGAAGGUCACUUCACCCCCCCUGCCGGCCGUAUCCCCUGGUCACGAUCGGCGGAACACGAACGCGUCAAUGGCAACCAUUGGAAGCAACCCCGAGCUUAUGCUAAGCAAAAUCGAAGAUGAGGGGAAUGGGGAGGGAUCGACCAACAGGUCUAGUCAGAGUAGUCUCCGCGACCGAUUCAAGCUUCUGCGCAUGCGCGAAGAGGCAGGAAUAACUUCGUUGGAAGAGGAGCAUGAGGGUGCUACAAGCCCUGGGGGAGCUCUUUCUGGUCUGGUUGGGCGAACAGCGAGUGUAGGCCUUGGAAUCGGAAAUCCAACCUCUAUUACCGACGAAAAGGAUGAACACGUACCACACAUGUCACGAGGAGCAUCGAGCCCAGGGCCCGGGCCAUUGACAAAGCAACCGACUAUCAAUCCCAACCUAGCACCUGGAACUGCAGCUGGAUUCACUGUUGGUCCUGCAGAGUCUGCUGCUCCAGUUGAUUGGGACUUGUGGCAAUCCGUGGUCUACGAAGGACCUGCUGCGGUGGCACGCACAAGCUCGGAAGAGCUCAACCAGGCUAUUGCCAGUGGCAUUCCUCAGGCAAUAAGAGGUGUGGUAUGGCAAGUCUUGGCUCAAAGCAAGAAUGAGGAGCUCGAGGGUGUAUACAAAGAGCUUGUCGUUAGGGGCACGGAUAAGGAACGUGUCACAAUGCAUCUUCCGGGAUUCGGACGCGGGGACCACAACGGACGUGCCAAUGGGACUGGGAAAGAGAAAGACUCUAUCGCUUCAUCGGCAUCCUCAGUGCACUCAAACCAAUCGACCCCCGCUUCAACUGCUCCCACAGGUUCACCGACAACACUAGGCGAUGACCAUGAAGCAGUGGCCAAGCUGCACGCGAAACUGACGGCAGAGAAGCAGAAGAAGGUAAAAGAAGAAACUGCAGCGAUAUCAAAGCUCGAAAAGGCUAUCAAACGCGAUUUGGGGGCACGCACAAGUUAUUCAAAGUAUGUCAUGGCUAAUGGGCUCCAAGACGGACUGUUCGGUCUGUGUAAAGCUUAUGCCUUGUUUGAUGAGGCUGUGGGCUAUGCACAGGGUAUGAAUUUCAUUGUCAUGCCACUUUUGUUUAAUAUGCCAGAAGAAGAAGCGUUUUGUCUCUUGGUUCGACUGAUGAACAAAUAUGGCCUACGAGACCUGUUUAUCAACGGCAUGCCAGGUCUUCAUCUACAUCUCUACCAAUUCGAGCGACUUCUGGAAGACUUUGAACCAGCACUCUACUGUCAUCUCAACCGCCGCGGCGUCAAGCCGGAUCUUUACGCCACGCAAUGGUUCCUCACUCUUUUCGCCUACCGCUUCCCUCUCCAACUCGUUCUUCGCAUCUACGACCUCAUUCUCAGCGAAGGUCUCGAAGGUGCCAUUCUCAAAUUCGGCAUCGUCCUCAUGCAAAAGAACGCGCAAACCCUCCUCGGUAUGCGUGAUAUGUCCGCCCUCACCACAUUCCUAAAAGAGCGCCUCUUCGACGUCUACAUCGACAAAACUCCGUCCGCCUCCUCCCUCCUCGAUAGCGGCUUCUUUGGUUCUACCGGCGGUAUCGACAAGGAAGUCUACCGCGCCGACAUGCUUGUCCAGGAUGCGUGCGCGGUCAAAGUCACGCCGGAAAUGCUAAAGCUCUACGCGACUGAGUGGCGGGAGAAGCAGCAAGUCGAAAAACAGCGCGAGGAGCAUCUCGAAUCGCUCGAGGAGAAAUGCCGUACGCUCACCAUGAAGGUUCGCUCGCUCGAGGAACGCGCGGAGAAAAGCGACACGGAGCACGUGCAAAUGGCGUCGGAGCUUGUGCGCACCAAAGUCGAGAACGAGACGCUAGGCGACGAGAACGAGAGCCUGAAGACAAGGGUCGAGGAACUCCAGCGGAUCGUCGAGAAGCAGCCCGAGGAGGUCGAGGCGAAGCUAAGGACCGAGAUGGAUACUGUCAUGCAGAAGAACAUCGUUGUGCAUAACGAGAACCGAGCACUGGAGGAGCAGUUGGCGGACAUGGAGAAGGAGCUUGUGGAGACGAAGAUGCAAUGGGCUGAGAUCAACUCGGAGCACGAGACGCUGAAGCAGAAGUGGAACAACAUCACUCAUCUCAUGAACAGCGGCAAGUAGACUACGAUUACGCCUGCGAUUUUUUACUUCGGGAAAACUGCGUCGACCGCAUGGUCAGAUCCCAUUGCAUUUUGCAUUCAAUUGUCUAUAUUCUUUAGCGGCCUGGGUUGCGCUGCCUGCGGUGCGUAGCCUACUUUUUCUUCUAUUGCAUGGGGGUCGGUGUUUGGAUACCGUAUGGUUUUCUGGUUGGCUGCUGGGUGUGGACCGUUAAGCUUUCUAUCUAAUACCUGCUGGUAUUGCGAUGAUGCGUGUGUGAUAGCAGCAUCUCUUGCCAUGGCUGUGGGAGAGGGGAGGACGGGGUAGGGGGAGCGGUUGAAUGCGGCGGAAGGUGGCUGUUCCUUACUCUAUCAUGGAUGAGGUUUUAUAUACCCUGAACUUGCGUAUAACGAAACGCAAAUGCUAUGCCAGCGACAAAAAGGAC